AUGCAGCUAGACGACGAUCUCGUGCGAAGCGCCUGCGAAGAGUUGGGUGCACGGCAUGUCGAUUUCAUUGCUCGCGGUUUCAAUUCAAAUUUCUGGGACAUUUUUUUGGUAUGUAUGGCUGAAACUGUUGAUGAGAUAAUCUCAGGAUAUUUGACCGACGAGCACAAACGAGCAGAAAUGAUACUGGCAUGGCAAAGGGUUUUACACACUAUCAUCCACCAUAUGCGAACCGGAUAUAUCGAGAGGCGAAAGGAGCAACUUAAAAGUAGCUCCAAAUCUGACUAUUGUGCAAACCACAUCGAUCAUCCUUGA
Cooperia oncophora is the source of this 312-nucleotide messenger RNA. NCBI's taxonomy places the organism in Eukaryota, Metazoa, Nematoda, Chromadorea, Rhabditida, Trichostrongylidae. The record is from the annotation of a GenBank genome assembly.